AUGCAUCAACAAAAUUUUACUUUUGAUGAGUUACGUCGCUUGAAUAUUUCUUCACAUGAAGUCCUCUUAUGGUCAUCUUCGAUGGAUCUUGCUGAGCGAUAUCAAUAUUAUGUUGAUCAAUCGAUCAGAUCUAUUGAAUUGAAUGAACUAUUCUUCAAUUGUACACCGCCAUGGUUUGGAGUGCGUUGUCAAUAUUCAUUUGAACUAGUAUCGAAUGUUGCCGACAUGACACUAAAUGUUCUAUGGCAAUCUGAUAUGACUGAUGCUGUUACUCAUCGUACAUGUUACAUUCUUUUAGAUUGUGAUCGUGGUCCGGCACCAAUGUGUCUGGAUUGGCGUGAAAUAAGUAAUGGUCGAAUUGAUUGUUUCAAUAAUGGUGUUGAUGAAAGUCAAUGUUUCGAAUUAGAAAUCAACGAAUGCAAUGAAGAUGAAUACCGAUGUUAUAAUGGAUUGUGCAUAUCGAGAAUCUUUCUCGACGACCCAUUUUAUGAAGCUGAAUGUCUCGAUAAAUCGGAUUUAUGGGCUGAGACUGAUUGUCCUAAUGCAUAUCUUCGCAGGAAUAUUUUUGAGUGCGCAGAACAUGCGUGCCCCCCCGAUGAAGGUCGAUUUCCAUGUGGUGAUGGACAAUGUGUAGAAGAUUUUGAUAAAUGUCAAAACGGACGACAUAUCCUACUGGCUCAAUCACUCAGUGUUCAAGGGUAUUUAGCAUAUGAUUGCUGGAUAGCUGUAUGUUGUCUCAGUAAAAUCACCGAUCAAAUCAAUGGAGUAUCAUGUGAACAGUUCGUUAACCUUUCUCAGGUUCUUCCUGGACUAGAAACGUGUGAAUACCCUGUUCAAUUUCCUACGAUUCCUGUGCUCUUAGGCCAUGUCCGCUUUUUAUAUUACCCAAAACAGAUUUUAAAUAUUAGUCUUGAAUUAGCUCUCAUACCCGAUUAUGUUUGUUAUGAUGAACAACUGUGCGAUUUUCUCAGGCCUACAUUUUAUCAUGGAAAUUUGACUUGUCGGCAUCGUUAUGAAAUGGGCCUUAAAUCGGAUGUCGAAUUAAAAGACUGGAAAUCGAUCAUUGAUUCAAUCAAACCUUAUUUUCAUGGUUGUAUCAGUUUUCAUUAUCACAACAUUGAACCACAUAACUCGUCGUUGUAUGCAUGUAAGAAUUCUUCGAAAUACAUUUCCAAAUAUCGCCUCAUUGACGGCAUAUCGGAUUGUGCUUUGAAUGAUGAUGAACAAGUAUCUGAAUUGAGUUGUUCAUUGAAUCAUCCAUUUCGAUUACAAUGUCUUAAUGAAAUUCAUUGCCAAUCGAUUUCCUUACUACGAAAUAUUUGCCAAUUUGGAAGACAGAACAAUUUCGAUGAGAUCUUAUUUUAUGAAAUCUGCGAUCGAGUCACCGAUCUGUCCCCUAUGAUAAUCAAUGGACGAAACCACUCGGAUGAGACUGAUUGUGAAGAUUGGCAAUGCAACAAUAUCUACACACGUUGUGACGGAUUUUGGAGUUGUCCACAUGGUGAAGACGAAGAAAACUGUACCCGUUCAAUUUGUCCUAAAGACCUUCUUCCCUGUAUUUCAUUAAAUAGAUCGGUAUUGAUCUGUUUACCUGCCAAUCAAGUUGGUGAUGGAAUCAUCGAUUGUCUUGGAGCAUCCGAUGAAAUUGAAUAUUGUCGAGAGAGCAAUGAACAUUAUCGAAUUCGCGGAUUUUACUGUUCGAAUGACAGAAUAUGUGUUCAGCAUGGUGAACUAUGCAAUGGUAAUCAAGAUUGUCUUUUGGGUGAUGAUGAAAACGUUUGUGCACAUCGUUCACAGUUAUGUGAAAAAUCAAAUUUUCAUAAUCUUACCGAUGCAGAAUAUGUCUUUUGUCAAAUUGGCUCUAUAAUGAAGCCUUCUUUUUCACUAGAAACGGCAUCAAUCUAUCCUCCAUUACCAAUUGUACAAAUCAAUCCAGUCAAUAAUCAAUUGAAUGAGCAAUACAUAUACUCUUCACCUGGUAAGUUUUCACAGCCCAACAUUUGUAACUAUGGUCUGCAAGUUUAUCAUUGGCUCGGACUUGACAAUAUUAGUAUUGUAUCUUUUUGUCCACCGAAUUAUUAUGGCGAUCGAUGUCAAUUUCAAAAUCAACGUGUCAGUGUGACUCUCAGAUUAGGACUGGUUGAACGUCAGUUACCCUAUACAAUUGUUAUUAGUUUGUUUGAAGAUGACAAUGAUCGACAAGAAAUUUAUUCAUAUCAUCAAUUGACUUAUUUACCAAAAGAUGGCUGCGGUCGAUCUUUGAGCAUGUAUCUUUUGUAUUCGGCCCGACCGAAGAACAAUUCGAAAAACUGCAGUAUUCAUAUCGAUGCAUUCGACAAGAAUUCGUUAACCUAUAUAGCAAGUUGGCAUUUAAAAGUUCCAUUUCUAUUUUUGCCGGUCAAUCGGCUAGCCGUAUUUUUAACUUUACCAAUUUCUCGAACAUUACAUCAUAGCCACUGUCCUCUUGAAUGUUACAAAGGUACUUGCGUAAAAUAUCUCAAUGAAGAACAUUUUUUUUGUCUGUGUUAUUCCGGUUGGUCUGGUGCGAAAUGUCAUAUUCAGAUCGAUUGCACUAACUGUUCGUCGAACUCGAUCUGUGUUGGUACCAUUCAAAAUCGACCCAUCUGUGUUUGCCGUCUCGGUAAGUUUGGUCCACGGUGUCUCCUCGACCAGUCAUGCCCAGAAAAAUUUUGUGAAAAUGACGGUCGAUGUGUAAUGAUCGAUGAAAGAAUGAUUAACAAGAGUUAUGUAUGUAUUUGUCCUCAAUCCUUUUUUGGCGUAAGAUGUGAACAAAUCAAACCGAAAUUAGAAGUUUCCUUUCUCAAUAUGGAAGUUCCAUCGUACACAUACGCCUUUAUAUAUCAAGAUACCACGUAUAGACAGCCAGAACUGCUACAUAUCAUACUUCAGAAAGUGAAGAUGUUUCAGAACAUUAUUACAUUCUAUACUCGUAGUGCAUUCCGAAUAGUUAUUCUCAAGACUGAUAUAAAUUAUUAUUUGGCUGUUCUUCAGCAGAACAAAUCAACGAACAUAUCAACAACAAUUGGUCCAUCGCAAAGAUGUGUUCCCUAUCAGGAACUGUUCAGCCCUAAAUUACUUACAUUACCACGAAUUCAUCGAUUAAAGAAUUAUCAUGUUCCAUGUCAAAAUAAUGUGGGGUUACAAUGUUUUAUGGAUGAAUUAUACAUGUGCCUAUGUACUGUAGAACACCACAGUAACUGUUUUUUAUUUGAUUCUAAUAUGACUUUCGAGUGUAUAGAUGACCUGUAUUGUGAGAACGGUGGAAUAUGUUUGCAACAUAAAGCAGAAUGCCCCGAGAGCAUUCUAUGUGUAUGCACUGAUUGUUUCUUCGGCAAUCGUUGUCAAUUUUAUGCCAAAGGGAUCGGAUUGACAUUGGAUGACAUGCUGCGUUAUGCAAUUCAACCAAAUGUAACCUUCAGAAAUCAAUCAAUUAUCGUUCAGUCGAGUUCAGCUAUCAUUAUGUUCUUAUUUGUAGUUGGUUUAUUGAAUAGUCUUCUCACUUAUUUGGUGUUUCGUCAUCCAAAUUGUCGGCAAACUGGCUCUGGAAUGUAUCUUCAUGUAUCAUCGAUCGUUUCUGGCCUUACUAUUAGUACAUUGACAAUGAAAUUCUGGUUCGUUGUAAUUACUCAUACUUAUCAAAGCAUCGAUCGUCAUAUUCUUCUUGGAGGAUGUAUAUCAAUUGAGAUAGCUCUGAAACUCUUUUUAUAUAUCAGCAAUUGGCUCAAUGCUUUUGUGGCUAUUGAACGAGUGAUAACAGUUAUAAAAGGAAUUCAUUUUAAUAAGAGCAAGAGUAAAUUUAUUGCAAGAUGGACACUUCGUCUUUUACCAUUCGUUAUUCUGGGUUCGAUGAGUCAUGAAUUCAUCUAUCGUGGUUUAUUCGAUGAUUACGAAGAGCAACGUGUUUGGUGUGUAUUUCAUUAUUCUCAGUCGGUUCAAAAUUAUUCUACAACCAUUCAACUUUUUCAUUUUAUUGUUCCGUUUUUGAUGAAUCUAUUCUCUGCUGUCUUCAUCAUAUUCAGUUUGGCUCGUCGACGAGUAGUAAUUCAAAAUCAGCAACGUUAUGCACAACAAUUUCUUGCACAAUUGAAAAAAAAUAAACAACUUAUUGUCAGUCCUAUUGUGCUGGUCAUUUUAUCAGUUCCUCGACUUUUAAUCACAUUAUUUUCGGGAUGUGUGAAAGCAUCUCGAAGUCCUUGGUUGUAUCUGUUAGGGUAUUUAGUUUCGUUCAUUCCAGCAGUUUUCGUCUUUAUCAUAUUUGUUCUACCGUCGUCAACAUACAAAAAACUAUUCAGAACGAUGAUCAUCCGUUGGCGGCGACGUUUUUUUCGUUAA
Molecule: messenger RNA, 4353 nt
Organism: Rotaria socialis
Lineage: Eukaryota; Metazoa; Rotifera; Eurotatoria; Philodinida; Philodinidae
Source: the annotation of a GenBank genome assembly